Vespa mandarinia (Asian giant hornet) is the source of this 4701-nucleotide messenger RNA. RefSeq lists its product as uncharacterized. Lineage: Eukaryota; Metazoa; Arthropoda; Insecta; Hymenoptera; Vespidae. Gene Ontology annotation, molecular function: anaphase-promoting complex binding. Gene Ontology annotation, biological process: activation of protein kinase activity; mitotic G2 DNA damage checkpoint signaling; mitotic DNA replication checkpoint signaling. The record is from RefSeq and is a predicted model, not a curated record.
CUAGCUCGGUACACAAUCCCAUAUGUACCCUCGCCAAUGCGGUUCAACUUUUCAAACUCUGAUACGAAUCGACAUUUGCCAAGCUGUUAAAAGUAAUAUUAUAGGAUUACUUAUUUGUACAUAAUUGGCAACGAUUUGGCGCCAGUGCGCAUAUCUUUCGAGCUUUCGCGCUACUACGAGAGAGUACACGGAGCAGUGGUUCUUAUCCAUCUGUCGAAUAAUGUCAUAUUAUUAAACUGCUUAUUUAUUUCCUUUAUAAAAUAUGACUAUUGGUAUCGUGCAAGAAAAUAAUAAAUAUUAAAAUAAUUGCCGACAUUGACGAGAGUUACGAACGGAUUAAUAAUAAAGUUAUUAAUAAUAAUGACAAUAACGGUGAUGAGAAAUUGAAUGAAAUUAUGGAAACGUCCUGUGGCAAUAUUACACAUGAUCAAUUCAGCAGAGAUGGUGGCUCUGAAAAAGAUUCAAGAGAUAUUAAUCCUAAUAAGGACAUGGCUAAUUGUGAUAAUGUUGGGGAUGACUUUGAGAAUGCCUUUGAUCAAAAUACUGUAGUUAAAGAGAAAGAUUUCUUAGAGAGUAACGAUCAAAUUAAAAGAGUAAGACCAUCGUAUUCAGGCAUCAUAGACAAUGAUACUGAGGACAAUGAUAUUGCUAUUUCUUCAUCAUUCAGAAGCAGGAUAAAUGUGAUAGAAGAUGAUUCUGAAUCCGUUGUUUCCAAUGGAAGUAUAGAUAGAGGCAAUAUUAAAAGGAAAAAAAAUGAGACAAUGGCAUUGGAUAAUGAUUCUAUAGAUGGAUACCAGUAUACAAUAGAGAAAGAGAAAGAGGGAAGUUUGAAAAAGGCAGCGAAAAGGUUUGAGACACUGGUUGAUAGCGAUUCAGAUGAAGAUGAAAUUCAAUUGUCGAUGCUUAAAAACGUGACAAAGUCAACGGAUAGUAAGAAGGAAAGCAAUAGGAAAACUUCUAUCAGAGCCUGCAAGGAAGAAGCCAUGAAACAAAUUCACAGCGAAACCCAAAGAUUAAUUAGAGAAACUGCAAUAUCUUUACCGUAUCAUAGGCCAAAAUUACGAACGUUACAGGAAUUUUUAAAUAGGAAAAAAGUAUCUGUAACGCUUCCAGACGCACCUACGACGGCUUCUAAACUGAAGAUGUCUUACGCUAUUGUAAGCAAGGUACUUGAAGAUAAAGAAAAAGAAGCAGAAGAAUUUUACAAAUCUUCCGACUCGGAGGAAGAUGCGGAGGAAUUAGCAAUGCGUAUUUCUGAACCUAUUAUCAAAGAUGCAGCUACGUCUUACGUUACGAACGAAACAACACCUUUCGGCGAUAUUAAUUGUCUUCCCGAUGAAAAUAUUGAAAAGGUAAUGGUCAAUGAUGAAGGUGAAGGCAAUGCUCAAGUUCUUCCCAUUAAUAAAGAUAUUUCCCAAUGUAAAUCGAUUAUAACCGAUACUUCAGAAAGAUUAUCUAAUGAAAAUAUUGAGUUAUUAGAUAGGUGCAAUUUUCAUUGCUUAUCUACAUUGAAUGUAAGCGAUGAAGUAGGAAAAACUGAUGCAGAUUUAUCAACAUAUAUUGAUGACUAUGCUGUGACAAAUGCCAAAAAUGAUCUGAGACAUCAUGAUCAUGAUAAAAAUGAUGAAAUAAUUGUACAAGAGAUAAUAGAUAAGUUGCUCGAAUUAGUGAACUGUAAAGUUGAACAUUGUGACAAAGAUAAAUUGAAAAAGAAUAUUCUAUUGGAAAAGACUACGAGUGAAAUAUGUUUGGAGGAAAAAGAGUAUAAAGUACUAACGGAAGCUAUUGAUAAUAAUCUAUCGUUAGAUAAAAAUGACAAUGAUAAACUGCAUGCUCGAGCUAGCGGCGAUGAUCAUGAUCUAGCUACCUCCGUUUUUGGAAAUACCACUGAAAAAACAGUGGAACAUAUAGAAAGUUUACCAUUACCGAGUUUCUUUUGCAAAGAAGAAAAGCGCAUAAAAAGACAAUCAUUGUCCGAUACGAGGAUAAAUAUAGAGCCGCGAUUAAAAGGCUCCCCGGGUAUGAUAAUUGAUUUAUCGUGCGACAUGAAAUCGAAUAAGAAAGGUGUAGAAAAUUUAAUAAAUAGAUUUCUUUCCAAGCAUACUGCUAGUGAUAAAGACGUAGAGGAAACAGCCGAGAUAAAUGUUGUUCACUUGGAAAAUACCGCUGAUGGAUUAAAGACAGUUAAACGUACACUUUUUUAUAAAAAGCCUGUUAUCGAAAAAGAAGAUCCAGAAUUAGAUAAGCCCGGAGCUAAAUUGAAACGUUUGAAGGAAGAUUUGAAGUUUAAAAUGGCCAUGAAGCGUAACGAAGAAUGGAAACAAAAGGAACAAGAGUUAAGAGAUAAUGAAUUAGAAAUGGACGAUAUAAACGUACACGGUAUAGAUACCGAGGAAAAACUACAAGACGAAUCUAGCGGAAGUGGAGAAGAAAGUGAACCGGAAGAGAACGAUAUUCCUAUGGUAGAUAAGAAGAGGUCUUUGUGUGAAUUUGCAGAUGAUGAAGCUGAGGAAAGUGAGAAUGAGGAGGAGCAGGAGGAGCAGGAGGAGCAGGAGGAGGAGGAGCAGGAGGAGGAGGAGGAGGAGGAGGAGGAGGAGGAGGAGGAGGAGGAGGAGGAGGAGGAGGAGGAGGAGGAGGACGACAACGACGAAGAAAAAUGUGCAAAGAAUCGUAUAUACGAAAAUGAUGAUGAUUCUAACGACGAUUGCAUCAGAAUUACAAAGAAAUGGAAACCAAAGAGAAUUAUAAAAGCGUUCGAAGAUGAUUCUAAUUUGUCGCCAUUAAAAACUACAACAGACAGGAUUAACGAAGCGAAAACAAGUGUUUUUGAAAGGACCACAACGAAUGUAGAUUUAUUUGAAACAAAUAAUUGUCCAAUCGACUGGAACAGCGAUGAAGAAAAUGAUGUUUCGAUUCUUCAAAAAAAUAAUCAGCCUGAUUUAACGCAAAUGUGUAAGACGCCAUCGAUUAAAACGAACGUUCUUGAUUUUGUGUCUCCAAUUACGCAACUAACAAUAUUGCAUGCAAGCUCGAAUUCUAGUAGAAAGAAUUCAGCCAAGAAGGACGAAUUCACAUUUGUCAAUAGUACCGAGUCAUUUUCUCAAACACAUAUGCCAUUCAAUGCAACAUGUAAAAGUCGUUAUGAUAUUGAUAAAAAAUUGAAACCACAAAAGAAACUUUUCGAUGAUUAUAAUGACGUAGCGAACGACGAAGAUCUCAUGCAAUUAUGUUCAGGAGAGUUUCCCUCGACACAAAUGACCGUUUUAAAUCCGACAUCAUCUGAGGAAAAAUCUUCAUUGACGACUUCAUUGACAUUGAAUGUAUGUCCCGUAGACGUAGAAAAAUCAGAUAAAGAUACAUCAUUUGAAAAGGAAACUUCUCAGGACGUGAAACUUUAUUUGGACGAAAGUUCUGCUUCGCCUCGAGAAAAUAUGAAAAAUAUCAAUGGGUCGACGUGGAAUAAGUUAUCGGCUGUCUUCUCUUCCGACAACGAAGAUGACCCCGAUAAAGAUGGAGAUAAAGUGAAAAUAACGAGGAAACGACGUACGAAAAAAUUACAAUUAUCCGACGACGACGACGACGACGACGAAAACGAUAGUCAACAGUGUGAUUUACGAUCGGAUCAGGAAAAGGUAGACGAUUAUGUCGAUUAUGAUUCCGAAGAAAAUGAAAUUAUUGUUUCGAAAAAGAGCAAGAAUAAUGUUGCCGCUGAAUUUUUCGAAGAAGAAGCCGAGUUGAGCGAUAGCGAUUGGGAUUCGGCAGACGAAGAUGAGAAAGAUUUAGACAAAUUGGAAUUCGAGGAAGGAGAUGAGGACGAAAUAGAUGAAAAUAAAGUGCGCAAUCAAUUAGAGAAAAUUCAUAUGAGACAAAUAUUGGAUCAGGAUCAAAGAGAAGUGAGAAUGUUGCAAGAAUUAUUAUUCGAAGAUGGUGAUUUGCAUACGGAGGGUAAUGGGCGAGAGCGAAAGUUCAAGUGGAAAAAUAUAGAUAAACUCGGAGAGAAUGGCGAGGCUUCUCGUAUGGACGACGAUACAGACGCUGGACUAGAUUUACAAGAUAACGAAAAUGAAUUGGAAUGGUGUAAACUUAGACACGAAAGAGACAAGUUUCUCGAGGAGAAAAAGAGAGCAGUAGACGAAGAAAUCGAGGAGGAUUUAGGGAAAAGUAAAAUCUUCAAAUUUGGCGUGAAAUUGCUGAAAAAACUCGAAUCCGGACAGUCCGAGAAACAUGAUUCUUCGGGAAACGAUAAUGAGCCCAUGAUAGAACCGAUAAUGCCGCGCAAUUUAUUCGAUUUAUUGAAUGCGCCCGCAUUGGGAGGAAGAAAAGGUGCGAUUAAAACCAUUAUGAAGAAACGUUCGUUCUUAUCGCGGGGAGAAGAAGAAUUAGAUCGUAUCGCUAAGAGAGUACGAUUGAAUGAUACGAUCAAUUUGGCGCCAGCGAAUACGAAAAACUUUUUAUUCGCGCAUGUAACUCCGCCCGUAAAGAAAGUCGAUGACGAAGAAAACGAAAAUAUCCACGAAGAGGAUGAAAACGAGUCGAAUGACAAAACGUUCCGGCGUAGAAAGAGGAAGGCAACGCCGUCGUCGAGUACGACGCCAAAAACAACAAAAAGAGUUAACCAAGAACGAACGGAUACGAAAGGAAAGAAAACACUUUGAUAUACCCACACACGUGCCGUUACUUGGAGAAAAAAAAAAGAAAAAG